AUGCACGAGGAGCCCAUCGACCGCUCUCGCGACCUGUGGAUUGAGAGAAAACGCAGACUCGAGCAAGAAGAAGCCGCUCGUAGGGACGAACUGCUCGACCCACGCUACAGAUCCUCCCACGACCCUUCAAGCCGCUACAGCCCCUCGCGCCAGGCUCAGCACGAGCCAAGGUACGCACAACCGCUGCCUCCUUCCGCCAUCCCCUCCCAAUCCAUCGCCGCACGCCAAGCCGCAACUCCACGAUCCCAACUGCCCGUCAACGGCUCCUCCCUCGCCGACGAAGAUCAAGCCAUGCGCGACGACCCUGCUGCAAGCGCGCUCAAACGCAGACGCCUCGGCGAAGCCCUCGAUCGCGACGAUCGACGACGCGAAGAGCCCGUCUCCGGCGGACGCUCCCCGCCUUUCCGCAGAGCCGAUGGCGCUCUUCACUCGGGCAACCGCUUCCUCGACGAGCGCGACGCCUACGCCGACGACCUGCGCUCGCCACACAACCCUCCUUACACCAGCCGCUCCAACGGUGGCCUCUCCCCCUUUGAAAGGUCCGCACAUAGCCCAGCCUCGGGCGGCGGCCCCUUGCCCCCCAUGCAGGACGCGCAUCGUCCCUCGGUAUUCUCCUCUUCCAGCUACGACGACGGUCCAGACCACUCCUCCUCCAUGCCUGGUCUCGCACGAAGGAGGGGCGACGCAGCCCAGGCCAAGGCGAGCCGUCUCCACAUUGACACGGGCAACGGCUCGUCCUUCGAGGCCGCCGCUCUCGUCAAGUCGUCCAGCGGCAUUGCCAAGAGCGCGCCGCCACAAAAGCUCUCGUUUGGCUUUGACAGUCGCGACCAUCCCAUGCCCCAGGACCAGGCUCCGCGCGAAUCCAACCUGCGUCCCGGACAUGCCGCGCAGCUGGCCCAGCAGCCCUCGCCUCAUCCGCGAUCCGAACAGCACCAGCAGCAGCCCCCGCAGCGCCUGGUCUCGGGCUCGCGCGAGGCUUUGGAGCCCUUCCGCCGCGACGAGCGCGAAGAACUGAUCGGCCACCGCGACGGCCGCAUGCCCGACAUGCCGCACACCGCCAAUCCACUGGCGCGCCAACCUCCGUCGUCGCGUCUGGCCGGUGGCCAUGUGCCUCAGACGGCCACGCUGCCCUCUCCCGCCUAUCACACCACCCAAUUCGCACGAGGCCAUGCAGGCGGACGCCAGGCAUACAAUCCUCCGCCCACCGCCCGCCUCCCUGACCACCUGCGCUCGCCGCCAGCGUCCAAAGCGCACUUUCUCUCGCUCUUUUCCGACUUUUACGACUCGCUCCACGACAGCAGGACGCUCAAGGCGACUCUCGAGGACCAGAUCAAGCGCUCCAACACGCUUCUUCAGACGCUCCAGUCCAGCCGUCGUGUGCUUGAGGAGACGGUCGAGCGUCGCGUGCGAGAGGAGCGCGUGCUGUGGGAAGGUCGCGUUCGCGGCUUGGAGGCGCGCGUGCGUGAGCUCGAAGCCAAGACCGGCACCGCCGACUACGACGACGUGCCUUCGCGUCCGGCAAAUUCCCAUGCCGAGGCAUCCUCCAAGCCGGCCGCCAACGCCUCCACCGCUGCCGCGCCCAAGUCGGCUGUCACGCCAGAUGCUGGCGACGAGUCGCCCGAGGCUCGCGAACGUGCUCGCUCGUCCGCGUCGGCAGCCGAGGCCAAAAAGUCGGCGGCGCCCAAGGACGAUCCCGAGGGCGACGAGCUGCUCGACGACUGA
This is a messenger RNA of Moesziomyces antarcticus, 1722 nucleotides long. RefSeq lists its product as uncharacterized. NCBI's taxonomy places the organism in Eukaryota, Fungi, Basidiomycota, Ustilaginomycetes, Ustilaginales, Ustilaginaceae. The transcript has a single exon. Bases 1 to 1722 code for a protein of 573 amino acids. The record is from RefSeq and is a predicted model, not a curated record.